AUGAAAAGAUUACAGUCACAAGGAUUUUCAUGUAAACAAGCAGAAGAAGAUGCUGAUGCAGACAUUAUUAAAACUUCGAUAGAAAUUGCCAGAGAUACCAAUAAAACUGUCAUUGUUGUGGGUCAAGAUAUUGAUUUUUUGGUCCUUUUGAAUCAAUUAACUUCAAAUAAUCAUGACAUUUAUUUUCUCAAACCAGGUUCUGGAAAUGUAAAAGAUCUAUUUUUCACGUCUAAUAGUUUCAAAUAUGAAUCCUUCAAAAAUAUCGUUGCAUUUCUGCAUUGUUUUUCUGGUUGCGAUACAACAUCUGGAUUUGCCGGAAAAGGAAAGAAGAGUAUUUUAAGAACUGACUUAGAUAACUGUGUUUAUUUUUCACUUCAACUGGAUGAAUCAACAGAUAUCGUUGACACUACCCAGAUGGCCGUGUUCGUCAGGAUGGUUUUUAGUGAUUAUACGAUUAAAGAAGAUCUUUUGAAGUUUAUUCCACUGAAAGAACACACUACUGGACAGGAGUUGUUUUCUCAUUUAAAAAAUAUUAUUUCUUCUGAGAAAAUUCCAAUAUCGAAAAUGGUAGGCUUGACAACCGAUGGCGCUCCAGCUAUGGCUGUUUCUCAUGACGCUUCUAACAGUUUCAACGCCGAAGAAGUUGCUUCUGAACCCGAUCUUGUACCAGAACUUCAAAAUAAAUCUGCUGAUGCUGAAGACGUAGUUUAUGUAAAACAUGGUAGAGGUAGUGCAGACUUUUUCACUUCCGAUCCAUGUUUAUGGGAUGUAAGUGAUGAAAUAAAGGAUUUUAUUUGUACCCAAAGUAGUGUAAAGCAAAAUAGUGACUCCGAUUUUAAUGAAUCCAAAAGACCGUAUCCAGAUAAAAUUCGCUUCCUGUCUAAGAGUUUGUUUACGAAAAAACUUCAAAAUGGAGAAAACAAACAGAGCGUGGAUGGUUUAUUCACCAUAAAAAGGGAGUUACUUAAGAGAGUGGUGACAGCUGUUAAAUAUUUAAUUGUGCAAGGGUUGGCUCUCCGAGGAUCUGAUGAACUUAACUGUAGAAACUUCAUUGAACUUCUGAAAUUUAUAGCCCAAUUCGACCCUUUUAUGGCCGAACAUCUACGUCAAUACAGCGACCAAGUUAGUCAAAACAUUCUUCGUUUAAGAACAUCUGUUACGAAGGCAGUUUCUUAUAGAAAAGAAAAUAGUCUUAGCACUAUUAAUAACGUUUUGCUUUUAAAGAAAGACAUAGACAAUGCAAGUUUUCACGUUUUUGGUGAUCAUAAAAACUGCGUUAUUUAUUUUUGUCAGAAGCAUAUAGAUGAAACCAAAAACGAAAUAACCAAUUUCAGAUCUAAACCUGAAUUUUUUACAAGACUUUUACAAAUUAUACAUGCUUUGUCAGAUCACAGCAGAAGUCUAUUACAUGAUGUUGAUAGUAAUAUUGUGGAACAAUUUCAUGCGACAGUCGCUAAGUUUGUAGGUGGCAAAAGAAUCAAUUAUUCCAGAGAGCGCUCUUACCAAAGUAGAUGUUUUGCAGCAGUUGUAUCAUAUAAUUCGAAAUCAGGGAAUUUAGAAUUGAAAAAAUACUUUAAACCGUACUAA
This is a messenger RNA of Psylliodes chrysocephalus, 1587 nucleotides long. Lineage: Eukaryota; Metazoa; Arthropoda; Insecta; Coleoptera; Chrysomelidae. The record is from the annotation of a GenBank genome assembly.